Messenger RNA from Salvelinus fontinalis (brook trout), 6532 nucleotides. RefSeq names its product REV1 DNA directed polymerase (gene rev1). The record is from RefSeq and is a predicted model, not a curated record. Gene Ontology annotation, molecular function: DNA-directed DNA polymerase activity; damaged DNA binding; deoxycytidyl transferase activity. NCBI's taxonomy places the organism in Eukaryota, Metazoa, Chordata, Actinopteri, Salmoniformes, Salmonidae. Gene Ontology annotation, cellular component: nucleus. The coding region runs from base 292 to 4680 and encodes 1462 amino acids. Gene Ontology annotation, biological process: error-free translesion synthesis; error-prone translesion synthesis. The transcript is spliced from 21 exons.
CGCUAAACAGUGAGGGGAGGAGCCAGGGAGUUGAGAGAGGGAGAGAAGGGAGGUAGAGAGAAAAAGCAGACGGGCUGCUGAAAAUGGAGAGCACACGGAGAAAGGUGAUCGGAGAUUAUUCAAGAGCAUGUCAAAAUAGGAAGACCACAACAGUUACACUAAACUCAAAAUAGGGAAGAACUCCACCGCAUAGACCCUUUUAGAAGAAGGAUCCAGCCUGCGAAAACAACAUUUAGCUGUUUGAUUUCAGCGCAAGAUCAAGUCAGUAAAAGAGAGAAGGUGUUUCUCAGUAUGAGUCGAGAUGGGCGGAGGAAGAGGGACAGGGAUGACAACGGUUGGGCUUCCAUGGGUGGCUACAUGGCUGCUAAGGUGUCCAAGCUGGAUGAGCAGUUUAAGAUGGACGCCCCCAGAGAGAAACAGAAAGAUGGAGCCUGCUCUAGCAUCUUCACUGGGGUGGCCAUCUAUGUCAACGGAUACACAGACCCCAGUGCAGACGAGCUGCGUAGGCUGAUGAUGCUGCAUGGUGGUCAGUUUCACAUGUACUAUUCCCGCUCCAAGACAACCCACAUAAUCGCCACCAACCUGCCCAACAGCAAGAUACAGGAGCUGAGGGACCAGAAGGUGGUCCGGCCGGAGUGGAUCACUGACAGUAUCAAGGCUGGCCAUCUCCUGUCCUACCUGCAGUACCAGCUCUAUGCCAAGCAAAAAGGCCUGAGCUUCCCCAGUGUGUGUGUUCGCCAGGGCCAGGAGGCUGCAGGACCCAGCCACAGGCAAACCCAACCCAGCCACAGCCUCCCUGUACCCAGCCUCAAUAACCUCAUACCUGGCCUCAACAACCCAGCCCCCAGCCUAGGGAAGCCCCUAUCUAGCCACCACACUCCUACAUCCAGCCACAGUCAUGUACACAUAGACAAUCUCCUCGACCAGCCCAACCAGUAUAACCCGCUAGCUGGCGACCUCAACCCCAAGCCCAGCCACUCGCUCCCCCUCCCCAGUCACCUCAACCCCCAGCCCAGCCACUCGCUCCCCCUCCCCAGUCACCUCAACCCUCAGUCCAGACACUUUAGCCCAGGACACUGCUUUCUCAGCCCCUACUCCUCCAAUCACCUCUACUCUGACCCAGGACACAUCCCCCACCACCCACCCAGCCAAGGGCAGCCAAAGCCAGGCUGCAUCCGGCCUCUUGCUCCAGCCGACACCCACUCACAGACCCCCGGUCCCGUCCCAGCUCACCCCAGCCAUGAGCACUCUAAACCUGGGCACGCACAACCUCAGUCCAGCCUCUCCUUCUCCAACCACCUCCAGCACAGCUACCGGGAUCUGGACUUCAGACUAAAUGGAUCAUUACUGACCUAUGACAAGACGAGGACCGCCCAAAUAAACUGGGUGCAAGAGGGGGGCGGUGAGGACCCCUGUCCUGUCAGACCCACCAGAGGGGCAACGGACCCCCCUCUGACCAAUGGUCACGCCCACCCUGUGAAUGGUGCCUUAAAGCCUCUGGAUCUCUCCCCCAACCCCACACGACCCACAGACACCCCCCUGAACCCUGACAGGAAGUCCACGGGGGGGUCUGGGUCCCUGCAUCCUGCCAGCCCCCUAUCCAACUCCCCUUUGAAAUCUGACCCCCCCAAACUUCUCAACAGCCCCCCCAGGAACCUAACCCCUCCCCCUGUGUCUCACCACAGACACCACGAACAACUGGCCAAUGAACAGAGACUCAAACCCCCGCCGCCCACCUAUCAGGAGGCGACAGCUGCCUUGGCGUCCCGCCCCCUCAUUCUCCCACCUCCGAAGCCCCGUCAAUCAGAUUCCCCUCCUGAGAAACCCCUCCCCCUUGAUUACCCAAACCGCUCCCCUUCCCCUGUCCGUCUGAAUGGCAGUCACCACAAUGCCUUUACUCCUAACCCCGCCCCUCUUGAAACCAACAACUUAUCAGCUAUUCCCUCAAAUCCCGCCCCUCCAGACAGUGACCACCAAUCAGCACUGGCGAAGACAGGGGGGAUCAUCUCAGAGUUCUACUCCCACUCUCGUCUACAUCACAUCUCCACGUGGAGGAGUGAGUUCUCUGAGUAUGUCAACACGCUGCAGAGCAGGAGGAGGUCCACAGGGGGCGCCACAUUCCCCGGGAGAGACAGGCUCAAACGCCAGAGGAGAGAGGGUUCGUCAGCUGCUCCUGGCCCUCAGUCCUGUAUCCUGCAUGUGGACAUGGACUGUUUCUUUGUCUCUGUGGGGAUCAGACACAGGCCCGACCUCAAAGGGAAGCCAGUAGCUGUGACCAGUAACCGUGGUCCAGGCAGAGUGGCCCAGAGGCCUGGUGUUGACCGCCAGCUGGAGCUGCAGUACUACCAGAGGAAAUACUCCCAUGCAGGUGUCUCGGAGAGGAAGGAUGGGGACCUGGAGGAAAUUACCUCGGCCGAGAGUCACGUCUCCCACGGCAAUGGCGUCGACCUGGACACAACUUGCCUCUCUAUGGCUGAGAUUGCCUCCUGUAGCUACGAGGCCAGGCAGGCAGGAGUGAGGAAUGGGAUGUUUUUUGGCCAGGCCAAACAGCUCUGUCCUUCCCUGCAGUCUGUCCCUUAUGACUUCCAGGCUUACAAGGAGGUGGCACUUGCUAUGUACGAGACCCUCGCCAGUUAUACUCACAACAUUGAGGCUCUGAGUUGUGACGAGGCGUUGGUGGAUUGCUCUGCCCUGCUGGCUGAGUUGGGUGCUACACCUGAAGAGCUAGCCAGCGCCAUCCGGACAGAUGUCAGGGAGAGGACUGGGUGCACUGCCUCGGUGGGCAUGGGGUCCAACAUCCUGCUGGCGAGGAUGGCGACCCGGAAGGCCAAGCCGGACGGACAGUACCUCCUGAGGUCAGAGGAAGUGGACGACUUCAUCAGGGACCACACGGUCACUAGCCUGCCAGGUGUGGGCCGUUCUAUGGGCGCAAAGCUGGCGUCUCUGGGUGUGAGGUCGUGUGGGGACCUGCAGCAGGUGUCUCUACAGCAACUGCAGAAGGAGUUUGGCCCUCGCACCGGGCAGACCCUCUUCAGGUUCUGCCGAGGUCUGGACGACCGGCCCGUACGCAGCGAGAAGGAGAGGAAGUCUGUCUCGGCCGAGAUGAACUACAACAUCCGCUUCACACAGGUGGACGAGGCGGAGUCGUUCCUGACCAACCUGUCCAUGGAGGUGGAGAAGCGUCUUCAGGGGGCGGGGCUCAGGGGUCGCAGACUGACCCUAAAGGUCAUGGUGCGUAAGGUGGGGGCCCCGGUGGAGCCAUCCAAAUAUGGUGGUCACGGCAUCUGUGACAAUCUGGCCAGGUCAGUGACCCUGGCCCAGUCGACAGACAGUGGUCAGCUGAUAGCCAGUGAGGUCAUCAAGCUGUUCCACGCAAUGAGGCUGGAGGUGCAGGACCUGAGGGGGGUGGGCCUUCAGGUGCAGCUCCUUGAUGGGGCCCAUUCAGCCCCCCAUGACCCCUCCGGCCCUAAAACACGCUCCAUCAGAGACAUGCUUCUGGCCCAGCGGCCCCCCGCCAUACACAACCACACAGAUUCGCUAGCUGAUGCUCCUGUUGCUGACUCAACCACCAAUCAGGGGAAGAGUUCCUCUGCCACAGUCCCACCCCCCUUCUCCACUCUCCGCCCUCCUUCGCCUGCUGAUCCAAUCCCAGGGACAAGUAAAGAAGAGCCGCUGCCCUCUACACGCACACCUAACCAUGUUCGGACGCGCCUCAACCUCAGCAUCGAGGUCCCCUCUCCUUCACAGGUGGACAGGUCAGUGUUGGACGCCUUGCCUGCAGAAUUGAGAGAACAGGUGGAGCGCUCCUGGACCCACAGAGAGACAGAGAGAUCCCACAACGGGUCACACCACCGCCCCUCUAGCCCUCACCCCUCUUCCCUUCUUUCUUCCCCCUCCUCUCCUCCUCCCCCCGCUGCCCUUCCUGUAGGAACACUGGUGCUUCAGAUCCCCAACCAGCCUGGACAGCCUGGCUCCACGGGCAUCAUACUGGAACUGCCUGACUUUUCCCAGGUUGACCCGGAGGUGUUUGCGGCGCUCCCCAGAGAGCUCCAGGAGGAACUGCGUUCAGCGUACGGCCGCAGAGAGACCGCCCAGGCCCAAGGGAUCAUCAUGGCAGAGCAGAGGAACCCCCUGUUGCAGCUGAAGCAGGUUGGAGCGGGUCGGGUGAAGAGGCGCUACAAGAAGAAAAACGCCAACUCCAGCCCCACUAAGAAAGGCCCCUCCCCUCUAAAGAGGCCCCACCCACCAGGAAACAGCCCCGCCAAAGCCCUACAGCACCCGCUCAGACCGAGGGACCUAUCCAACGGCCUCAAGCUGGAGAAUGGACCUUCCACAUCCUCCCUAAAGCAGGAUGUCCCAGAGACUCUGUCUGAGUUCACCCCUCGCCCUGAACCCACCCUGGCUGGAGCCUGUGAUUUCACGGACAUCCGAACACUACUCAGAGAAUGGGUCACUACCAUCACAGAACCCAUGGAGGAGGACAUUCUGCAGGUGGUCAAGUACUGCACUGAUCUGAUCGAGGACAAAGACCUGGAGAAACUUGACCUGGUCAUCAAGUACAUGAAGAGGUUGAUGCAGCAGUCUGUGGAGUCUGUGUGGAGCAUGGCCUUUGACUUCAUCCUGGACAACGUGCAGGUGGUGGUACAGCAGACCUACGGCAGCACUCUGAAGAUCACAUAGGAGAGGACACGGCAGGCUCUAGCCGAGUCUCAUAUCACACCCUAUUCCCCAUAUAGUGCAUUGGUCAAAAGUAGUGCACUAGUAUGUGGGGGAUAGGAUGCCAUUUGAGAUCCAGUUUUGCUCCUCCACACACUCUGCAUCAGUGCUCUGUUUGUUGUACCACUGCUACAUCAUCAAACUAUUACAUUAUAAUCCUGACGGGAGGAGCUGUGUUCUAAUCUUGUGACAUCACAGUGAAAGAGUUCUGUGAUAUCAGCUCAGCAAGCUCCAUAGAAUUAGUAACAAUAGGAUCUAUAUGACAAGCUCUCGCUCACUGACCUGCAUUCUAUUUCGACUUCAUUAUGACACGUUGUCAGCAGAACACAGCACAGGAAUCAGCUGCACUACACUUCAGCAGCCUGAAUAUCAACUUGGCCCGACACGCACUGUCCAACCGUCCAUGGGCAGGGGGGGGGGGGGGGGGGGGGCAGGAACACUCCUCCUGUAGCCACUGUUGGUCAGGACCCACUGAAUCUCAUGAGUGAUGGCUGACUCGACCAUUAGGUGUGUGAAUGUGCCAAAUAUCACAGUCUGAUGCCUGGAGAUGGUGGCCAUGGAAUCUCCUUGCCUUCUCGACGGUCUACUCUGCCUCCCCUCCCUUCCCCCCCUAUUCUGUGACAUCCAGGGUUUGGAGGCAGAAAGAAGGAAACCAUAGACAUCCACUUUUCCUGGCUCUGUUUCUUUUCUCUCUCUGCUUUUCACCAGUCGUUCUGUUACUCUAAGCUCUGCCACCAUAGCCUCCGAAGUAUCUGCAAACUGACAUGGUAGCAAAAAGAUGCAAAACAUCCUGUUUGGGAGAUUGUCUUUAAAAAGCAAGCAAUUUUUUUGUACCUUUCCUCUGCAAAAAAGUGCCGAACCUUGUUAUGGCAUGUAAAUGGUGUUUUCAACACCUCUUGUUAAGUUUCAAAAGAAAAAAACAUGUUUCUAUAUAGACAUUCUUAUGUUUUCUCUUGUAUUGGUUACAAGUAGUGUGUUAUUAACUGUUGUUAGUUCUCUCUUUUGCUCUUUCAUCGUGGGUGUGUGUGUUUUGACAGGAUGGAAACCAAAAUUUGGCCAAAGCGCUUAUGUUACUUUUUUUAUGCAACCUCUAUAGGUUGACACAGAAUUGCAAUGGUGUGAAGUGGCUUCCUCUCCUUCAACUACACUGAUGAGAAAAUAUAGGAGAAAGCAAUAUUAUAUCGCUUUGGAUAACUAUGACGUGCAGAUGGUGAGGAGAGGAAGCCAUUUUAGGCUAUUGUGAGGCACCCACUCUCCUUGUGAGCUGUCAAUACUCUGUGACAUCAAAUUAAAUAAUACUUGCUUAUGACCUCACAACAAUGUCACACCUUUUUGUGACAUUGCAGAAUUAAAUGUUCUCUUAUUGUGACAUCGCGGGAUACAAAUGUUCAAGAGAACACACAUUUGUUGCAAAAAAAGAACUGACAGUUUUCUCUCAUUGUGACAUCAGCAGAGUGGAUGACAUGGUGGUUUUGAAAUGGUUUCUACUGUACCUGAUCCAUGAACAUAUUACGGUGAGUAUGCUGGGGAAAUGAAUGUAGUUCUAAACACAGGAGACAGACAGACAACCCUUUGAUUCUGAGUUUAUUUCCUUAGAAUGUGUAUGCUGUGGUCUCUGAGUGAAUGUAUAAUACUCACUUUUCCUCUCAUCUGCCCUAACUCUACAAAAGGGAAGGGCCAGAAGGAAUUAUCUCAUUGGUCAGUGUACCUGUCUAUCACGACUGACCCGUGCCUGAAGACCUGAAGCUGUGACAUCAUUUGUAUGUUUUCUAAGAACUUGAUAAUAAACUUGGAACUUGUAAAAAAUGUAUUUUAA